Marmota monax (woodchuck) is the source of this 1841-nucleotide messenger RNA. It is a transcript of the gene Ackr5, whose product is annotated as G protein-coupled receptor 182. Gene Ontology annotation, biological process: G protein-coupled receptor signaling pathway. Gene Ontology annotation, cellular component: membrane. Gene Ontology annotation, molecular function: G protein-coupled receptor activity. Lineage: Eukaryota; Metazoa; Chordata; Mammalia; Rodentia; Sciuridae. The record is from RefSeq and is a predicted model, not a curated record.
GUGACAGCUAUUUCCCGGAUGAAGGGCAGCCCUGAAGCCAGUAGCAAAGGGCGUCCCUGAAGCCAGCAGCCCCACAGCCAGGGUCCCUUCAGUCUCCUUGCAACUCCCUAACAGCCCAGACCUGCAAGACCUCCAGGACUAGAGGUACAUACACGGGAAAUCCAGGUGCUUGCAGGUCCUCAUGUCAGUCAGACCCAGCUCGGGGCCAGGCCCCUCUGAAGGGCCCACCGCAGCGCCUGACAGUGAAGAGUUCCACAAUUGGGAGGAAUUGCUCUACUUCUUCAAUCACACUUUGUCCGAGUGCCACCUGGAGCUCAGUGAGGACACCAAGAGAGUGGUCCUCUUUGUCCUCUACCUGGCCAUCUUUGUGGUUGGGCUGGUGGAGAACCUCCUGGUGGUAUGUGUCAACUGGCGUCGCUCAGGCCGGGCUGGGCUGCUGAACCUCUAUAUCCUCAACAUGGCCAUCGCGGACUUGGGCAUCAUCCUGUCCCUGCCUGUUUGGAUGCUGGAGGUCAUGCUGGACUACACCUGGCUCUGGGGAGACUUCUCCUGCCGCUUCACUCAUUACUUCUACCUUGCUAACAUGUACAGCAGCAUCUUCUUCCUGGUGUGCCUCAGUGUUGACCGCUACAUCACCUUCACCAAUGCCUCUUCCUCCUGGCAGCAUCGCCAGCACCGAGUGCGGCGGGCUAUAUGUGCAGGCGUCUGGGUCCUCUCAGCCAUCAUCCCACUGCCCGAGGUGGUCCACAUUCAAUUGGUGGAGGGGUCAGAGCCCAUGUGCCUCUUUGUGGCACCUUUUGAAACAUAUAGCACAUGGGCCCUGGUGGUGGCCCUGUCUACCACUGUCCUGGGCUUCCUGCUGCCCUUCCCUCUCAUUGCAGUCUUCAACGUGCUGACAGCCUGCCGACUUCGGAGCCAGGGACAGCCCCAGGGCCGGCAGCACUGCCUCCUGGUGUGUGCCUACAUAGCUGUUUUUGUCAUCUGCUGGCUGCCCUACCAUGUGACUCUGCUGCUGCUCACUCUGCAUGGGAGCCACAUAUCCGUCCACUGCUACCUGGCCCACCUGCUCUAUUUCUUCUAUGACAUCAUUGACUGCUUCUCCAUGUUGCACUGUGUUGCCAACCCCAUCCUCUACAACUUUUUCAGUCCAAGCUUCCGGGACCGGCUGCUGAGUGCUGUUGUCCACUACCUUCCAAAGGACCAGGCCAGGGCAGGUGCACGGGCUUCCUCUUCUUCCUCUUCCACUCAGCACUCCAUCAUCAUCACCAAGGAGGGCAGCCUGCCCACUGCAGCUGCCCCCCAGUCCCACCUAAGCCUGAACUUCCAGCCGCCCUCUGCUUCCAAAUUUCUCAUCUCUGUUUGGCAAUCCCAUAGGCAGCUGAGGUAGAUUCCAGGCUCUUCCAGGAGUCGAGUAGAAGGCUGAAGAGGGAGGUGAGACAUUUGGAGGGAGGGGGGAGGGAGAGCAUCAGAAUACUCAUGGUAUAUCUGAAAUAUGGGAGAGGGAGAAGGGAUGGGGAGGAAUAGAGAACAGGUCCUUCCUUGGUGUUGUAUUAUUUGUUUUGGCCCUUGUGUCUAAGGGAGCAAUGCAGAAAAAAAAAAAAAAAAGUGAAAUAAAUAAUAGAGAUAGCCAUGGUCUGGAUCUCUGAGAACUCUGCACUUCCAGCUGGGCUUGGGAAGGAAGCUGAGGCUAAGGGGAUGCCCUGCAUAGGAAACUAGACACAUGCAUUUCAUAAAUCAUCCUAGCUAGAAAGAAUGAGCUCCACAGGAACUUCACAAAACUUUCCUUUUGUUUGUGUGCUUGUUGAUCUUCCAGCUCACUAUGCAGGUUGUGGGGACAUGAG